AUGCCCAGCUCAUCUCUGCUCCUUCAUUCCUGCCUCCACCAGCCAGUGCUGCAAGGGUCAAGGGGCUAUGGUCCGCCUCUGGUUAACAAUCCACUAGCAAGUCAAGCAGCAGCGGCUGCAGCAGCAGCAGCCAUGGGCUCAAUAGCAAGCUCCCAGGCUUUUGGCAAUGCCCUCUCCAGUCUUCAGGGGGUCACAGGUCAACUCGUCACUAAUGCACAAGGACAGGAUCAUUUUAUGCAGCCAGCUUUAAAUGGAGGCUCUCAAAAGCCUAUUAAGAUUUCUGGAGGGAUGGGGUAUUGGUUUGGAAGAGAAGUUGGUUAUAAUACCUAUAACUCAUACUCAGAUCAGCUCCAACCUACAAACCUGCUUGUUUCUAUCUGUGCUCCAGAGAUGGUUCACAAUCACCACUCACAUGAGGCACUUGGCACCAAAAGUGAUCAUUGUAAAACAAGUCAUUCUGUGUGGCAAGUGUACGUGCCAUUUGUUCAUUUUCCCUUUCUGUGUUGUUUUCUCCAGAUUAUUGGAACAAUCCCACUGAUGCCUAAUCCAGUCCCCUCCAGCCAGGCAGCAGGUGGAGCUCAGGGCCUUCAGGUACAGCCAAUAACUCCACAGUUAUUGACCAAUGCCCAGGGUCAGAUCAUCGCUACCGUCAUCGGCAACCAGAUACUCCCAGUGAUCAAUACCCAGGGAAUAACACUAUCGCCACUCAAACCAGGCCAACAGCUCCAUCAGCCCUCCCAGACGCAAGUGGGACAAGCAGCCUCACAGCCCAAUCUCCUGCAUUUGGCUCACAGUCAAGCAUCUAUGUCUCAAAGCCCAGUUCGUCAGGCUUCCUCUUCUUCCUCCUCAUCUUCUUCUUCUUCAGCUUUGAGUGUUGGCCAGUUAGUCAGCAAUCCUCAAACAGCCACUGGAGAAGUGGAUGGGGUGAAUCUGGAAGAAAUCCGAGAAUUUGCCAAAGCUUUUAAAAUCCGGCGCCUGUCCCUUGGCCUGACCCAGACUCAAGUUGGCCAAGCCCUAAGCGCCACCGAAGGCCCAGCCUAUAGCCAGUCUGCCAUCUGCAGGUUUGAAAAGCUGGACAUCACCCCUAAAAGUGCCCAGAAGAUAAAGCCGGUGCUUGAGCGGUGGAUGGCUGAGGCUGAGGCCCGCCAUCGAGCAGGUAUGCAGAACCUUACUGAGUUUAUCGGAAGUGAACCAUCCAAAAAGCGCAAGAGGCGUACCUCAUUCACGCCACAAGCCCUUGAGAUCUUGAAUGCCCACUUUGAGAAGAACACGCACCCCUCUGGGCAGGAAAUGACAGAGAUUGCAGAGAAACUGAACUAUGACCGGGAAGUAGUUAGAGUUUGGUUCUGCAAUAAGAGGCAAGCACUGAAGAACACAAUUAAACGUUUGAAACAGCAUGAGCCUGCGACAACAGUUCCUAUGGAGCCCUUAACAGACUCACUGGAAGAAAACUCCUAAAAGCAAAACAAAACAAAACCACAUACAAAAAACCCUGCACCAACAGAAACCUAACCAUUCGAACUCUGUGAAAAUACCUGUUCAUCACCCUUGUAAGUAAAAGACUGAGAAAACUACAAGAAGGACAGAACAGUUUAUAAAUGUCCGUGAGUUUUCCUAUUUAAAAACAAAACAAAAAACUGCACAACACUUAGCGUGUGUGUCGUAGAAUUAGUUCCCCAAAAAAGAAAAAGCCAGUUUGU
This is a messenger RNA of Numida meleagris (helmeted guineafowl), 1700 nucleotides long. RefSeq names its product POU class 6 homeobox 2 (gene POU6F2). The transcript has 7 exons. NCBI's taxonomy places the organism in Eukaryota, Metazoa, Chordata, Aves, Galliformes, Numididae. Gene Ontology annotation, biological process: regulation of transcription by RNA polymerase II. The record is from RefSeq and is a predicted model, not a curated record. Gene Ontology annotation, molecular function: DNA-binding transcription factor activity, RNA polymerase II-specific; RNA polymerase II cis-regulatory region sequence-specific DNA binding. Bases 1 to 1458 code for a protein of 485 amino acids.